Messenger RNA from Penicillium alfredii, 987 nucleotides. RefSeq lists its product as uncharacterized. The transcript has a single exon. NCBI's taxonomy places the organism in Eukaryota, Fungi, Ascomycota, Eurotiomycetes, Eurotiales, Aspergillaceae. The coding region runs from base 1 to 987 and encodes 328 amino acids. The record is from RefSeq and is a predicted model, not a curated record.
AUGGUCAACCUGUCGAACCCCCCUGAUGGCAUCUGGGGUUAUCAUGGCAAUAGCCUGACCAUUCGGGUGCUGAUGAUUGUCUUCUCGUCCAUCGCAUUGUACAAUGCCAUCGAAUUGUUUAUACUUUUGUUUCUGACCUUCACCCACUACCGUGGCCUUUAUUUUUGGGCACUUUUGCUCUCCGUCGUCCUUGGGGUUAUUCCACAUGCCAUUGCCUACCUCCUGGAAUUCUUCUCUCUUGCCCCGCUAUGGCUGUCCCUCACAUUAUCCACAAUUGGUUUCUACGUCAUGGUCCCGGGCCAGUCGGUUGUCCUCUAUUCCCGCCUUCACCUUGUGGUGCAAAACCCGCGCAUCCUCCGUUUUGUGCUGUGGCUCAUCAUCGUUGACGCGGUUCUCCUCUUGAUCCCAACCACUGUCCUGACCUUCUCCACGGCCUACGUGAAAACGCCCGAGUUUUUCCGCGGAUACAAUGUCAUGGAGCGCAUGCAGCUGGCAUGGUUCUGUGUCCAGGAGAUCGUCAUCUCAAGCAUCUACAUCUCGGAGACGGUCAAAUUGCUCAACAUGAUGCCGGACAAGGACAGGCGACGAACCAAGAUCAUGUACGAGCUGCUUACCAUCAACUUCGUCAUAAUUCUACUGGACAUUGCUCUACUGGUGGUCGAAUAUGUCGGCCUCUAUCCCCUACAAACGACUUUGAAGCCCAUGGUCUACAGUAUCAAGUUGAAGCUCGAGUUCGGUGUGCUCGGCAAACUGGUGGCUCUCGUCCAAACCCAUCGCUCGCAACCAACAUCCUCUGAGCAGGAAGAGUACCCCGUCUUUGUGGAUCCGACUCAACUCACCUCCGAUGUCACGCACGCUGCUCCGAUGGAAUCACGCGCCCCACGGGGCAUGCCCGCAUGGAACACAGUGUCUAUGGAAAGCUUGUCCACGUCGGAACGCAGGAUUCGCGCGCCUACGCACUCGAACGAAGACAUGCACCCAUCCUGA